This is a messenger RNA of Osmia bicornis bicornis, 7704 nucleotides long. Its product is annotated as monocarboxylate transporter 10-like. Gene Ontology annotation, molecular function: monocarboxylic acid transmembrane transporter activity. Gene Ontology annotation, biological process: transmembrane transport. The transcript has 10 exons. NCBI's taxonomy places the organism in Eukaryota, Metazoa, Arthropoda, Insecta, Hymenoptera, Megachilidae. Bases 1 to 2040 code for a protein of 679 amino acids. The record is from RefSeq and is a predicted model, not a curated record.
AUGCUGGUGGACGAUUGCGGCAGCGCGAUGGGGUGGACUUCGGCCAGCGUUCGCGGGGGUUGGUCCACCCCUGGCGGAUGCAGAAAUUCAGCGAUGAGCUUCAGCGGAAGUGUCCCCUCCCUUCAUCCUGCUGGCUCGAUAAGAUCGUUGCGAUCACAGCAUUCCAUGCAGGGCGUGCCAGAAACACCUCGAAGAUGUUUGCACUGUCACCCGGUACAUGUGCCGAGCACACCGAACAAUUACGUACAUCAUCCAAUGCAGUAUUACACGCCGAGCCAUUGUCCCGAGCCCAGGAAUGGUGUGUACACUCCUCAUCGGGGCAAUUCUUAUCAUGGCGAUACUCGAAUGCGUUACAUGGACGUUGAUGAGGGUAUCGCGGCCAACAACAAUUGGAUGUUGGGUGACCUGAGGAGUCUUCAUCGUUGUGUGCCCACUUUACGUCGUUCAGGCAUAGACGUCUCUGGCAUGCGAACACAUUUCUAUCCGGAGGGUGGUUGGGGGUGGCUGGUCUGUGCCGCCGGUUUCCUCGCCCUGUUGCUCACCACGGGAAUGCAGCUCGCUUUCGGGCUUCUUCAUGUUCACGCAGCUCGACACUUUGGCGAGGAACACCUCAUGGAUCUGGCAUGGGUGGGAGCAUUGAGUGCUGCGGUUUCUCGUGGUUCUGCUCCAUUGGUUGUUGGCGCGUGUCGUCGAGGAAGUACAAGGCUUACGGCUGUGAUUGGCGGUCUUGUGUUGGCAUUGGCCUCGCUCUUCACUUCGUUCGCUGUUGAACUGCACCAGGUACUUCUUAGCUACGGUGUGGUGCUGGGAACCGGUGCUGGACUCGUAAGGGAAACUGCCGGACUAGUGCUGGGACAUUACUUCAGGAAACGACGGGAGUUCGUCGAGAUGGUGGUGCAAGCUGGCACUGGGGUGGGAAUAGUACUCUUCAGCGUCUUCUACAGGGAAGCGGUCGGAAAGCUGGGCUGGGAGCGUGGUAUGCAGUCUGUAACUGGAGCUCUCUCGUUGGCCUUCUUCCUGGGUUUGAUUUACAAGAGUGCCUCCCUCUAUCAUCCUCAACGACGAGCCAUGUUACACCUGAAAAAUCAACGUGGCAAAGUGAAAGAGAAGAAGUCCGCUACCAGGGUGCCCAGGCAACCAUGGGUAGACCUCAGCCCUCUGGGUAGUCGUCCCGUCAGGAUGUUAAUGUUAGCUGCAGGAGCUGCUGGUUUCGGCCUUUAUACUCCAGCCUUUUACAUCGCUGUGCAGGGCCACAAAGACGGUUUAGAGGCCAGUGCUGUGGUGCUUUUGCAGACUUGCUUGGGUUUGGCAGCAGCCCUCGGUUGUGCGGCUUGGGGAGUUGUAACCGCUAGACCAUCUGCGCAGUGUCUGGUGUCCAGGCAAUACCUCUGCCAGGCGGCGCUCCUAGGAGUCGCUAUAGCUCAAGUGGCACUGGGCAGUGUGCAAGGUUACCACGGACUGGUCUUGGCGUCCGGACUCUAUGGCGCCUCUCUCGGUGGGGCUCUUUAUUCUCUGAAAAUGCUGGCUCUCGAAAGACUGAGGGCGAGACACUUUGCACGAUCCUGGGCGCUCGUACAAGCUGCGGAAGCUCUACCUAUUCUUCUCGGAGUUCCUCUUACUGGUUACAUGAACGCGAACAGCCCAAGGGUGGGUUACUACGCGUGCACUUUAAGUUCCUUGUGCGGUGCAGCGUUACUUUUCCUGGUCGGUUGGGGUCGACAACCAGUAUCACCGGUUCUACCAGGGUCCCAUCUAUCGAGCGUGAACGUCCCGCCACCCUGUGCCUGUCCACCGCCACCCAGGCCCAGGUUACCCAAGUCUCAGUCUCUUCACGUGCCGUUAGACGUCGAGGAGAACCUACGUGAGAGGGAGAUGGAGAGGAUGCACACUGCCGAUCAUUAUUAUCAGCCACAGUUCUACGGACCUCUGAGACCCAGCAAGAGCGUACCAGAGGGUCUUAGUCAUCAGGACUCCUACAGGAGUCGACCGAGACGUCAUCGGGACGUCACGGUGAUCGAGCAGAUCACUACUAGCGUCUAAUAGAUCGAUUCGAGGAAAAGAUACAGAUAAAGUUCGGAGAUACGGUGAUACUUAGCUGUGAUUAAAUGUUCAAGUACACAGCAGUUGUUGGUUGUUGUACCCUUUGGUUGGGUCUAAGAUUAUUGUUUAGAUCGUGGAAAAUAAUGAUAGGGAGUCAUAGAUCAUUCGUGACAUUUCGUACGAGUCCUUUGGAUCACUGACAAACAGGAAACUCGAAGGAAGGUGAAAAGACUAGCAUCAGCGGGAAGACUCGAGGAACUUUACGACCUCGAUGGAGGAUUUUUACGAGCGUACAGAAUUCAGGACACUACUGCCUUCACGGAAACAUAAAAUCGUGUGAGGAAAAAGAAAUCUCGAGAGGAUGUUUCUUGUUUGUAGUCGAAUCAUUCGUUUACCUACUUCGAUGUCGUUCUUUGCUUCUCAAUUACACUCCUGUUCGUAUAAGUCGUCUGACACUUGAUAAAUCUAGACGUUUCUCUAUCUUAAAUAUUAGGGAUGUACGGGUACCCGAACCUCAGGUCGGGUCGGGUCGAAUAAUAGUUCGCUUGAGUCGGGUAAUGAUCGACUUUUUUAUCACAUAAUAAUUUCGGGAUUCGAAUAUCAACUUGGUACCCGAACUGCCCUCAAGACUCGAAAUUUAAUUCGAGAGCCAGCACUGCAUUUUUCAGAUCUACCUUAAAUUCUUAAGUUUGAAAGUAUUUCUAUUAUCGUAUAUGCAUAAUCGGAUGUAAUUAAGUUCAGCGUCUCGAGUUAAUUUUCGGUCCCGUACACCCCUGCUAAAUACCUCUUUAUUAAAAUUUGAUGAUACAAAUGAAUUACGUUAAUCAUUACUAUUUAUUUUUGUUAAUUUAUGCAAGUGUCCAAUGACUCAUGCAGGAGGGUGUACAUUUCCAAUAUUGACGAUUAACCUCCGUUAAACCGAAAGCUCAUUACGUCGCGCUAUUUCCAUAGAACCCCAUUAAGGUUGAUAUUGCUCUCUAAAAUUCGACAAUUAUCGCACGGUUUCCUGGAAACUGCAUAAUCCCAGGCUGGGUCUGGUUCGGUUAAUCGAGACGAUCUUUUGUGCACGCAAUAUCCGUGAACAAUACGAGCCGCUAUUAUCGUCGACUGUGUUCGAACGCGCACACGUUUCUGUAGAGGACGGUUGACGUUGAAAUCUCGCGUCAUCGGAAAUUCUAUUGAGCCGAAUCGGUAGAUGGACCGAUUGGCAGAUGCCAGGCCAACGGUGCGUGUCAACAUGGUCGCGUAUAAGAUUACGAGCGGUCGAGUUACCCGGAUCGCGUUUGACUACCGGGAAAUUUCGAAUUUAACACCUAUCACCAUUGUUUGUCGGGUAGCAUGGUUUCAAACGUUUGGAUACUACGCGAUACCGGAAGUGGAUGGCUUUUGAUGAACGAGCACCAACCACGUGGAACUUUACGUGUGAUUUUGAUCUGCUUUUGUAGAUCGAUGAUAUAGGAAUCUCUGUUGCUGUAUGGAGAAUAUCCGAUGAUUAUUAAAAUUGUAUGAUUUCAAUUAUCGUUGAAUUUAUUGGGUAUUUUGUUUAUGUUUAAAGGAUAUUAGUAGUUGGUAGUGUUAUGUGGGUACCCGAAUAAAUUUAUGUGCUGACGAACUUUUCGGACCUUGUCCAACUCGACUCGACUCGAUCAUUACCCGAUUCGAUUCAAGACUUAUUAUGGUAAUUAAAAAUUUUAUUUAAGAAAAUAAUUACUGCCAGAGGAAUAAUAUUUUACAUGCAACAACAGAGAUUCAUAAACUGUGGUCAUGAAAUGAUUAAAUCAAAAUCAGAUAAAGUAUUAAACCCCUUUUCAAAGAAAAGGAUCCUGAGAUUAAAUUAAAUAUAAGAUGUUAAUCAAAAUAAUUAUUAAAUCCAAAGGUGAGAAAGAUGAAUAACGAGUGUUCAGGGAAACGAAUCAUAGACUGUUGACGUAUCAUGAAGAGGUUUUAUGUUCUUCACCAAUUAACGGCGAAGAAAUGCUAUUAAUAAAAUGUAAAUGGAAUUUAUAUAUAGUCUAUCUGAUCUAUAAUAAUAAGUUAGGGAAAUACAUUUAUUCGUGUUAAUGAUUUUCUUAGUUACAUUGUUAUUACGAGGGAAGUAUCUAUUCAUUAAUUAAUCACUGUACACCGUUUUAGUUAAUUUAAUAUUAAAAAUUGAGAAAAGGAGCUGCAUCGAAAGUAAAUUAAAACUUUUUAACAUAAUUAAUGUCUUUCUGUUGUGAUCACCAAUGGAUUGAUAUUUCUCUCUGGUGUGUGCUCACAAAAAUAACACUUAGAGACUUAAAAAAUUGAAUUGAAAGUUUUAUGUUGUUAGAAGAAAAGAUAUAUACAUAUGUAAAGAAGUCGGAGCUGGUCUUCGUCUCUGUUCGUCGCACGAAUCGUUAGAAAUUUCCUUUUGCGUUUUCUAAUAUACAGUAGAAACCUGGAAAGUAAGUACAACUUAGGAACAAUUAUACGCAUAUUGUAAUCUAUAAGAGAAGAAAAAAAAAAAAAAUUAAUCAAAAAGGCUCUCGUCUCGAAAAAUCAGCUGUAAUUUGUGCAUAUACAAAGGUUCAAUUAUAGUCUCUAUUAGAGAGAACAACUGUAACUUUUAUCCAAGUAUUUGAAAAAUGAGAAACAGACUUCGUAAAAAAUAUUGUACACUCUGUAACAAAUAUUCUACUCAUCAUUCAUUGAACGUUGUCUCGAAUUCUGAUAGAAAUUCCAGUAUUCUAUGAAAGAGAAAUUUCUUAUCGACUGAUUUUCAAGUCAAUAUCAACGUUUUACCGGUGCCUUUCGUUCUGUGAUUAAAGAAAAUUAAUAUUACUUUGAAUUUCUAACUCAAACAGCCUUUCAAGCUACUAUAUCUUUAAAAGAUUAUUUUAAACUAAAGUUACUCUAAAAGUUAGUUUGUUAAUUUAUUCAAAAUGAACUUGAAGAGUCUGAAAUAGUAGUUCUUAAUUGGCAAUUAUAAUUUAAAGAAAAUCGCAGAAGUAAUGAAAUAAAAUUAUUAUAGAAAUGAUGGUACCGGUUAAAAUUAUAAAUCUUUUAUUCCUAUUAGUGUGUAAAACAGAGGCGUCAUGUUAAUGAUGCCUUUUCCUAAUUAUGGAGCUUUGUCGCCUCCUUCCUUCUUUUUUAAUGAAUAAAAAAAUGUUAUUUAUACGUACACAUAGUAAUCAAAAAACAAUAGUAAAAGAUUUUACUUCUUUUUCUUUAUUAAUGUAAAUGUUUGUGAUAAUGUAAACAGUGUGGAGCAAAGCAGGCUUCCACAGGGAAAAUGGCUAUAUAGGGGAAGUAAAAAUGAAUUUUAAUUUUGACGAUAUUAAUACUAAAAGUAAUUUAGAAAAGGAAUAAUAUAAUUUUCAAUUAUUAAAUAUCAUAUUAAAUCGUAGCCAAAGGGUUAAUUUGUUGUAAUUUUUAAUUCUGAAUUGUAAAAUCUGGUAUUAUAUGCCCCUAAGCCAGCAUUUGGUUUCACAAGAGUUACCAUAUUCUACUUGACGCCUCUGGUGUAAAAGAAAGAUCAAUGAUAAGACUUUGAUACGGUAAUUGGAAAUGGUAAAAGUGAUUAGUACCUGAUUUCGCUUAGGUAGAAAAACGACACGAAAAAGAAAUUGUUAGUUCGUCUGAAAGAUCCCAAAACUAUUUACAACACUCUUCGUUAAUUCUCUAUGGUGAAUUAUUUGUAUACUGCCAAUUUUUAUAGAAUAUCGUUAAAUAUUCUUCGAUGCACUCGAUCUAAAUGUAAUUCCAUGGAAAGCGUAAAAUAAUUCCACGAACCAACUGAUACAUCUUAGAAUUAAUUACGUACACGUGUUUUUUCGACAAUUUACUGUAUUCGAAUGGAAACGAAACCGAAGACACGGAUUUCAAUAUUCUUAAAGUCUAUCUUUAAUUACUAGACAAUGAAUUUUUCGAAUUUUGAGAUCCUUCAUUUUCGAUUAAAAUUCCAAACGAUUUAAAAGAAACGUAAGAUUUCGAGCUUCUUUUUAUAAAGCAUGUACAAUACUUCCCUUCUUAGCACCAAUUCUACCUGACCAGAGUCUUUUUUAAUCUUUGCGAAUUUUCGAAAAAAGUUGCCUGUCUAUGGUACUUUGACAGUCACAAGCUUUGGAACAGAAUUUCGAGCUACGAUUCUAAAGAAGGCAAAACCAGUUUUAUACCUCGUAGCAACUUGGAAAGAUUUUUUAAAAAAUAGACCACUUUCUCUUCCGAUUUCCAUUCGUGUAAUUACUAUUUUUAUUAUUUACUAUAACGUGACUAAAUGUACGCUUAAGAGUUAAAGUGAGACUAUCGAGGAGGUAGAAGUGAAAGAAGCGAUUCGAAUGAUGGUUUAUCGAACCCUUUCGCUACUGAAAAUCAUUAUAUCUAUUGAAUUUUCAUGAACAUUAAUAGAAGAUUAUACUCGUUUGUCUUUUGAGAGGACAGAAUAUUUAUUUCUAAUUUACUUAUAUUUAAUUUAGAGAGCGAAGAAAGUGAAAACCGACUGAAACUAUUACAGUAUUAUAAAACUACCUCUCUAAAUGGCACAAAUUUGGGUGGCGCCUUGCCACUUAGAGAGGUAUUCAUUUUAGAUUUUAUUUCUAAUUUAUGUAUUUUCGAUUUGGUGAAUGAUGAAAGCGAGAACGACUGAGAAUAUUAUAGAGUUACGUAUUACCUUUAUAAAUGGCAUAAACUUGGUGCCUUGCCACUUAGAGAGGUAUUUAUUUUAAUAUUUAUUUCUAAUUUACUUAUAUUUAAUUUCGAGAGUGUGCAACGUGCAAACGACUGAAAAUAUUGCAGUAUUAUAAUCUUACCUUUGUAAAUGGCAUAAGCUAAGAUCCACAUUGUACCUCUUAGAGAGGUAUUCAUUUUAAAAGUUAAUAGUGUUACCUAUCCUCCAGUUUGCUUAUUUUUUAUUUGAUCAGCGAUGAAAAUGAAAUAUAGCGAAAACGACUGAAAUAUUAUAGUAUAACUUCUGUAAAUGGCAGAGGCUUAGGUCAGCGCUUUACCCUUUAGAGAGGUAUUCGCUCUAGCAUUUGACGGUGUUAUCUAUUCUUCAAUUUUAUUAAUGAGAAAAGUGAUAGAGGCAAUCCAAUAUAGUCUAAUUAAAAAUAUAUGCACUAUUUGGCCGAAAUAAAGUAGCGAAAGGGUAAAAUAAAAUUGUUUGUUCACUAUGAACCACUGUAUAGACUGACGGUAUUAGAAUUUUGAAAUAAAAAAAGAAGGGUGAAGACUUGCCAACAAGUAUUUGCACAAUUACGAUAGACUUCGAGAUGGAAAGUCAGUUGGACAUCGACUUUCCCGAGACUCUUGUUUAGGUGUAUUUCGAAGAAUUCUCUUUGAUAAAUGAUGUACACAUAUACAUACACAUACACGAUGUAUACUUAAUUCUUGUGAAAGGCUUGAUGCAAACCGGCGUUCACGAAACUCGUGACUUCUUUACGUUUUAAACGGGACAAUGGCACACGAAAAGGUCUCUCAAUUACGAAGCGUUGAGCAUUUUGUAAAAGUUUUAUAAAUAGUUCUAUGUAGUUGAACAGCUGGACCAAUAAAGUGUAUAUCCGAUUGUACGGAUCAAUUAAUUUCACUGCUUCCCAUUUUAUAUAUUGUGCGCCUUGAAAACAGGAAUGUGAAAAGUGAGAUGAAACGCGUUCUUUAUUUUAAAAUAACCGCCAAGAAUUUUCUUCUGGUGCACUCUAUAAUUAAAAC